AUGGCAUUACUCCUUGGAGGAAAGAUACGUGCUAAACUUGAGUCAGAACUUAAUGGUGCUGAUGGUGUAGUUAUAGAGGAGGGGAGUGCGGGAGAGGUAGGAAAAGUAGCAGUUCAGAGUGGCAGCACAACUGGUGACACUCCAUCAUCUGCUAGAUUGUUUGAUGCUAUUGUCGGUGGGUGUAUUCCUCUUAUUAUUAGUGAUGAGCUAGAGCUUCCCUUUGAAGGAAUACUUGAUUAUCGGAAGCCAGGAUCACUUUUAAAGUUCCUCAGAAGUGUUAGUCCUGCUCAAAUCUGGGCAAUGCAAAUGAACUUAGCUAAGGUCUGA
This is a messenger RNA of Ilex paraguariensis (yerba mate), 327 nucleotides long. The record is from the annotation of a GenBank genome assembly. NCBI's taxonomy places the organism in Eukaryota, Viridiplantae, Streptophyta, Magnoliopsida, Aquifoliales, Aquifoliaceae.